Closterium sp. NIES-67 is the source of this 9818-nucleotide messenger RNA. The record is from the annotation of a GenBank genome assembly. NCBI's taxonomy places the organism in Eukaryota, Viridiplantae, Streptophyta, Zygnematophyceae, Desmidiales, Closteriaceae.
GUUUCAAGCUCACUGCAUGAGCUCGGAACCUCCCUAGUAGCCUGCACGAUCUAGAGACCUAUUGCGUCGUCGCUCCUUAGAGUCGUGCUUAUGCCACCUAAUCGAUGUGUACGCGCUAGAGACUAACGACGUUCAUUCGCAGUAGUUCCAAAAGCCGCCCAGCAAUGACCGCAAUGGCGCAUCCCGGUACGUCCGGGGGGACGGGAGCAGGGGGAGGCGGGGGACAGGGGGGAACAGGCCGCGGGGGCGCAGGCGGAGGCGGCGAGAGGGGGGCGGCGGCGGACAUUCUGCGCCGGCUGUUGGCGGAGCUGUGUACGCGCACGCCGUACGCGGCAAAGGAGGAGGGCGCGCUGACGCUGCGCGAACACGUGGAGGAGGAGGCGCGGGAUUUAAGCGGCGAGGCGUUUACGCGUUUCAUGGACACGCUUUACGAGAGGAUCAACGUGCUCGUAGAGAGUAGCUCGCCCUCCGACAAUCUCGGCGCCGUUCACGCUAUAGACGAGUUAAUCGACGUGCCGCUCGGGGAAAGCGCGGCCAAGGCGUCGCGCUUCGCGUCGUUCCUGCGGCGAAUCUUCGAGGAAAAGACGGACGCCGAUACGAUCUCCGCUGCGGCGGCGACAUUGGGACACGUGGCACGCGCGGGCGGCGCGAUGGCUGCUGACGUGGUGGAGUUUCAGGUGAAGGAGGCGCUGAGGUGGCUCGAGGGGGAGCGCGUGGAGGCGCGGCGAUACGCGGCUGUGCUUAUAUUGAAGGAAAUGGCGGCGAAUGCGCCGACGGUCUUCAACGUGCACGUCCCGACGUUCAUCGACGUCAUCUGGGCGGCACUGCGCGACCCGAAGCUCGCGGUGCGGGAGCGCGCUGUAGAGGCGUUGCGCGCGUGUCUGCGCGUGAUCGAGAAGCGCGAGACGCGGUGGCGCGUGCAGGGCUACUAUCGGCUGUUCGAGGAGACGGAGAAGGGGCUUCAGCGCAGCGCGAGCGUGGAGAGCAUCCACGGCUCGCUGCUCGCCAUCGGCGAAAUGCUUCGCAACACGGGCGAAUUCAUGAUGGCGCGUUACAAGGAGGUCGCGAACAUCGUCCUCAAGUAUCGCGACCAUCGCGAGCGCCUCAUCCGUCGCUCCAUCACCGCGCUCCUCCCGCGCAUCGCGCACUUCCUCCGCGACCGCUUCGUCAGCAGCUAUCUUAAGAUCUGCAUGGACCACCUCCUAGGCGUCAUGAAAAACCCCGCCGAUCGCGACGCGGGCUUCGCGGCGCUAGGCGAGAUGGCGAGCGCCGUCGGCCCUGCGCUGCGCCCGUACCUCCCCGCGAUCUCCGCGCUGCUCCGCGAGGCGCUGGCUCCCCGCCGCGGGCGCGCGUCCGUGGAAGCGCUGACGUGCGUGGGGCAGCUGGUGGCGGCGGUGGGGGAAGACAUGCGCGAGGUUGCGCGCGAGCUGCUCCCCGUGUGCCUGCACACGGGGCUCUCGCUUCCCCUCGUGCACACGCUUUCGCACAUCUCCGCGCAUCUCCCCGCGCUCAAGCCGCUCGUCCAAUCACAGCUCUUGGAGGCCAUCUCCGCCGUCCUCGCGCGCAAGCCCUCCGCGCGGAUCGGAACCAGCGCGGGCAGCGCGGGUGGCGCGUUCGGCUCGUUGACGGGCGCACGCCCCCCCGCGGGCGCAGGCGGAAGCGGGAGCGGAUCAGGCGGCUCGCUCACGCUCGGGGGAAGCGCGAGCCUGAGCAGCCUCGCGAGCGGCGCGCUGACAGGGGGAGGAGGCGGAGCAGGCGGCAGCGGGAGUGGCGGAGGCGGGGGUAACGGCAUCGGGGAGCUGUCCAUAUCCGGGGUAACACAGCUGGCGCUGUGCACGCUGUACUCGUUUGACUUCUCGGGGCACGACCUGCUGGAGCUGGCGCGGCUGCACGUGGUGCGGUACCUGGAGGACGACGACGCCGCCACGAGGAGGGAGGCCGCAGUGUGCUGCGCGCACGUCCUCGCCCACACCGCCGCCGCCCUCAACGGCCCCCCUGCCCCCUCCCCCGCGCCCUCGCCCGCUCCCCAGGCGGAAUCACGAGGCGCGGGCGCAGCUCCCCCUGGCGCUGCUGGUGGCGGGGGAGGGAACGGGAGGGCGGGAGGGGCCGUUUCGGGCGGUGUGGGCGGCGGCAGCGGGAGGGGCAGCAGCAGUGGGGCGGCAAGCCGGGUGCAGAGGAUAGCCCAGCAGCUGCUGCUGCAGCCGGGCAUGCGGAAAAAACGCCGCGGCGUGGUGGAGGACAUGCUGGAGCGCCUCCUCGUGGCGUCUGUGGCCGACGUGGACGCGGGCGUGCGCAAGGCCGUGCUCUCCUGCCUCGCGGCGCCGGCCUCCGCGGCUCUGGACUCGUUCCUGGCGCAGGCGGAGUGCGUGCGGGCGCUCUUCAUCGCGCUCAACGACGAGAGCUACGACGUGAGGGAGCAGGCCGUGCUGCUGGCAGGCAGGCUGGCCGGCCGCAACCCCGCGUAUGUCCUCCCGGCGCUGAGGCGGCACCUGGUGCAGCUGCUGGUGGACGUGGAGCACAGCAGCGAUAGCAGGUUGAGGGAGGAUGGCGCGAGGCUGCUGCGGUGUUUGAUCCACUCGUGCACGCCGCUGGUCGCGCCUUACAUCGCGCCCAUCCUCAAGGUGUUUGUGGCGCGGCUCAAAGCCAUUUCAGCGGCGCACGCAGCGGCGGUGGGGACGGUGGGCGGGGGGGGGACGAGCGGGGUGGUGGCCUCAAUGCUGGCGACGGUAGGGGAGCUGGCGAAGGUGGCAGGGAGCGCGCUCACGCCCUACGUGCCGGACCUAAUGCCGCUCAUAGUGGAUUCCUUGCACGAUAGCACCGGGCCGGGGCCCGGGGAGAGGAGGGAGGUGGCGGUGGUGACGCUGGGGCAAGUGGUGGAAAGCACAGGGUGUGUUGUGGCGCCAUACCGGCAGUACCCCCAGCUUUUAGGGUUACUUCUGUCGAUGCUCAACGGGCAGCUGGCGUGGUCCAUGCGGCGGUCGGUGCUGCAGGUGCUGGGCAUUCUGGGUGCGUUGGACCCGCACGUCAACAAGCGCAACCAGCUGCUGCUGCUGCCGCAAGCCAUGGCCGCGGAGGGCGGCAUGGAGGGCCGGGGGGACGCUGUAGGGGGAGCAGGCGCAGGGGGAGGUGGUGGCGGGGCUGCAGCAGGGGGGGCAGUGGGGCCUCUACAACCCCCGCGUGUGCUCACCGGAUUCGACCGCAUGGGUGGCAUAGCUGGCGAUGACACCCUCGUAGACAUCCCCCCGGCAGGGGGGCUCACGGACGAGUACUACUCCACGGUGGCCAUCUCCGCGCUGCUGCGCAUCCUGCGAGACGGCGCCCUGGCCGCCUACCACCUGCGCGUGGUGAGCUCGCUCAUGUUCAUCUUCCGCUCCAUGGGGCUGGCCUGCGUGCCGUACCUCCCCCGGGUGCUACCCGAGCUGUUCCACGUGAUGCGGUCGUGCGACGAGAGCCUGAGGGAGUUCCUCUUCUGGCAGCUGGCGCAGCUGGUGACCAUCGUGCGGCAGCACAUCCGCAAGUACCUCCCGGAGGUCACCGCACUCAUCUUCGACUUCUGGCACCCGCUGCUGCUCUCCGUGUUCCCGCGGCCCCCCGCGCCCUCCCCCGUGCUGAACCUGGUGGAGCAGCUGGCGCGCGCGCUGCCGGACGACUUCAAGGCGUGCCUGCCCGAGGUGCUGCCGCGCUGCGUGGCCGUCAUUGCCGACGCGGAGCGCAGCGGCGAGUACAAGCGCGUGCCGCCCGUGCUGCACGCGUUCGAGGUGCUGGGCAGCAGCAUGGAGCAGCACAUGCACCUGCUGCUGCCCGCCGUGGUGCGCCUCUUCAAGCCCGGCGUGUCCGACGUGCCGCUGCCCAUCCAGCGCGCGGCCGUGAGGACGCUCACCCGCCUGCUGCCGCUGCUGCACGUGGCGGACCAUGCGGCGGCCAUCCUGCACCCGCUGGCCCGGGUGCUGGACGGACCCAGUGAGGAGCUCAGGCGCGAUGCUGCUGACGCCAUCUGUGAGCUGGCGCUCGCUCAGGGCCCUGACUUCGCCGCGUUCAUCCCCACCAUCCGCCGCCUGCUCUCGCGCCACCGCCUCUCCAACGCGCGGUUCGACUCCAUCUCCGCGUGCCUGCUGCGCCGCGACCCCUCGCUGCUGCUCGACCUCCUCCCCUCCGCCUCCAACUCCUCCGCCCUCCCCCGCGUUGCCUCCUCCGCUUCUGUUGCCGGGGGGAGCGUCUGGGGGAGCUCAGAUAACCUGGCCGCGCAGGGGGGAGGUGGGGGAGGGGGGGGGGGAGCGGGGGGGACGCAGGGGGGAGGGCAGGGGGGCACGGGUGGGCAGGGCGGGGGGGGAGGGGGAGCGGGAGGCAGGGGUGGGGGGGGCACCGGCGCUGGUGCUGGCGGUGGUGGCUUGGGGGGCGGCGGCGGAGGCGGUGGCGGUCCAGGAGGGGGGCCGUUGAACUCGGCGGUGGUGUUCGACGAGGACUGGGGCUUCGACGGCAUGGGCUCGUCCCUUGACGCCGUCGGCAGCGCCGGCGGCCCAGGCGGCGCCACCCGAGGAGGCGGCGGAGGCAGCACCUCUUCCCUCACGGUGUCGGGCGCGCUACGAGUAAACGAGGGGCAGCUGCGGAAGGCGUGGGAGUCGUCGCAGCGCAGCACGCGCGAGGACUGGGCGGAGUGGAUGCGCCACUUCAGCGUCGAACUCCUCAAGGAAUCCCCCUCCCCGGCGCUCCGCACGUGCGCCACCCUCGCGCCCCUGCAGCCGCACGUGGCUCGAGAACUCUUCGCGGUGGGGUUCGUGAGCUGCUGGCAGGAGCUGAACGACGGCAGCCGCGACCAGCUGGUGCACUCGCUGGAAGCGGCGUUCGCGUCGCCCAACAUCCCCCCGGAGAUCCUGGCCACCCUGCUCAACCUGGCCGAGUUCAUGGAGCAGAACGAGUGCCCUCUCCCCGUCGACAUCCGCACCCUGGGCGCCCUGGCCGAGAAGUGCCACGCGUUCGCCAAGGCGUUGCACUACAAGGAGAUGGAGUUUGAGGUGGACCCAGCGGCCACGGUGGAGGCCUUGAUCCACAUCAACAACCAGCUGCAGCAGCACGAGGCGGCCGUGGGCAUGCUGGUGUACGCGCAGCGCCACCUGGCCGUGGAGCUCAAGGAGCCUUGGUACGAGAAGCUGCAGCGCUGGCAGGACGCCCUCGCCGCCUAUGAAAGGCGUGCUGCCGCUGCUGUGGUUGCCAUGGGGGGAGGCGGGGGAGUGGCAGCAUCGGCGGCGGCAGCGGCGCUGCUGGACGCCACGCUGGGGCGCAUGCGGUGCCUGGGGGCGCUGGCGCGCUGGGAGGAGCUCGCCUCACUGUGCCAUGAGGCGUGGCCGCCUGCGGAGCGCGCCGCGCGCAUGCAGAUGGCGCCGCUGGGGGCAGGAGCAGCGUGGAACAUGGGGCGGUGGGACGACAUGGCAGAGUAUGUGUCUGUGCUGCCUGAUGGGGGGGACGAUGCAGGGGUGUCAAUCGGAGGGUUUGGCGGCAUGGGUGGGGGUGGGGGAGGGAGGUUCGGCGCGCUGAUGCCGAUGCAGCAGCACCAUAACUUGGCGGGAGGUUCGGGGGUAGGUUCGGGGUCGGGGCGGAGCGACGGGGCGUUUUUCCGAGCCGUGCUGGCGGUGCGGCACGGGGCGUUUGGGGAGGCGAGGGAGUACGUGGAAAGAGCGCGGAAGCUUCUGGCGACUGAGCUGGCAGCUUUAGUACUGGAGAGCUAUGAGCGUGCGUAUGGGGAUGUGGUGAGGGUGCAGCAGUUAUCAGAGCUCGAGGAGGUCAUAGACUACUGCCUGCUGGGGGCAGACGCAGGAGGGGGAGUGGGAGUAGGCGGCGUGGGAGGUGAGCUAGCAGGGAUGGAGGGAGGGGCGUUGGGGUUGGGAGGGGAGGAGGGCCACAUGGGAGCAGUGGAGGUGGAGGCUCGGAAGGCCCUGAUUCGCCAGAUGUGGCGGGAGCGGAUCAAGGGCGCCCAGCGCAACGUGGACGUGUGGCAGGCGCUCCUGGCGGUGCGAUCGCUGGUGCUGCCCAUGCAGCAGGACGCCCACACUUGGCUCAAGUUCGCCUCGCUCUGCCGCAAGAGUGGCCGGGUCAGCCAGGCGCGCGCCACGCUGCUACGCCUGCUGCAGCACGACCCUGCAGGGGCGAGGAUGCUGGGGCUGGAGGUGCAGGAGGGGGAGGGGGGCGCGGUUACCAGCAUCGGCACUCCGGGCGGUGGACUGGCGGUGGUGGCCGGUGCAGGGGCGGUGGGAGCAGUGCCGCUGCUGCGGCUGCCGUCGGUGGGGGUGAGGGCCGGGGCAGGGCUGGGAGGAGCGCUGGGCGGCAUGGGUGGGAUGGGCGUGGGGGGGGGAAUGAGCAUCGGCAGCGCUGGCAGCAGCAGCAACGACAUGCUAACCGCCGCCGCAGCGGUCGUGGCAAUCCCAGCCUCCCUCCCCUUCCCCUCCUCUUCUCUCCCCUUCCCCACCUCCUCCUCACUCUCCUACCAGCCUCCGUCCUCCUCCCCGCUCCUCACGCCCGCCAUGCCGCACGUGGUCUUUGCGUACCUCAAGUACGCCUGGGCGCUCGCCUCCGACGUCAACCGCCGCAACGCCUUCCGCUGCCUGCAGGACCUCGCUGCUGCUCUCGCAGCCACUCACUGUGCGACACCUGGCGCCAUGGGGCUGGGAGGAACGACUGGGCUAAUGAUGGGUGGGGGCAUGGGUGGCGGGACAACGCUAGCGUCCUCGUCUUUCUCCGUGCCUGCGUCUGUGUCGCCUCCCCCCACUGCCAUCCCAGGCCUUCCCCCCUCCUCCUCCUCCCUCUCCCAUGCAGCACAACCAGCAGCAGCAGCAGCAGGGUGGGUGGGAGCAGCAGCAGCGGAGGGCAGCAGCAUGACUCACAGCGCUCCCUUGCUCUCCCGCGUGUACCUCAAGCUGGGCACGUGGCAGUGGUCGCUGCACCCCGCUCUCUCCGACGCCUCCGUGGCCGAAAUUGGCGUGUCCCUGCGGGCGGCAACGGAGCUGGCGCCGGGGUGGGGCAAGGCGUGGCACCGGUGGGCGCUGUUCAACACGGCAGCCAUGACGCACUUCACUCAGAGGGCCAACCCGCAGGCCGCGCAGGGGCAUCUGGUGGCGGCCAUAUCUGGGUUCUUCCGGUCCAUUGCGCUGGCCACGGCCGGGGGGACGGCGAGUCAAGGUGGGGGAAGAGCGGUGUUUGCUGCUGCUGGUGUGGCGGGUGGGGGGGGGGCGGGAGGGGCUGGGGACGGGAAGGGGAUGGCGAGUGGUGCGAUAGCCAAGGGGCUAGGGUCAGGGAAGGGCGCAGGGGACAGUCUGCAGGACAUUCUCCGGUUACUGACCCUGUGGUUCCGGUACGGGGCUACAGCUGACGUGCAGGCGGCGCUACAGGAGGGCUUCGCGCACGUGAACAUCGACACGUGGCUGCACGUGAUUCCGCAGAUCAUUGCGCGCAUCCACAACAACGUGCCCGCCGUGCGCAGCCUCGUGCAAUCAUUGCUCAUCCGCGUGGGGCGGCACCACCCUCAGACCCUCAUGUUCCCUCUGCUCGUCGCCUGCAAGUCCAUGUCGCUCUCCCGCUGCGCUGCCGCCCAAGCAGUGCUCGACAAUAUCCGCUCGCACUCCGCCGCUCUGGUGGAAGCCGCCCAGCUGGUGUCGGUGGAGCUCAUCCGCGUGGCCAUCCUGUGGCACGAGAUGUGGCAUGAGGCGCUGGAGGAAGCGUCCCGGCUGUACUUCGGUGAGCGCAACGUGGACGGCAUGCUGGCCGUGCUGGCGCCGCUGCACGCGCUGCUGGAAACAGCGGGCCCUGAGACCAGCACCGAGGCCUCGUUUGUCGAUUCGUACGGCAGGGAGCUGGCGGAAGCUGCAGAGUGCUGCGCCAACUACAGGCGGACGGGACGAGAAGCAGAGCUGACCCAGGCGUGGGACCUGUACUACCACGUGUUCAAGCGCAUCAACAAGCAGCUGCCCGCCCUCACCACGCUGGAGCUCCUACAGGUGGCUCCCGCGCUCGUCAACGCGAGAGACCUCGCGCUGGCCGUCCCGGGGACGUACCGCGCCGGGCGGCCCGUGGUGACCAUCGCAGGGUUCGCGCCGCAGCUGCUGGUGAUCACUUCGAAGCAGCGGCCGAGGAAGAUCUCGAUCCUGGGAUCCGACGGUCGAGAAUACGUGUUCCUGCUGAAGGGGCACGAGGAUCUGCGGCUGGAUGAGCGCGUGAUGCAGCUGUUUGGACUGGUGAACACCCUCCUGGGAGGCGCCAGGUCAGCUGCAGACAAGGACUUGUCGAUCGAGCGGUACGCGGUGGUGCCGCUGUCGCCGAACAUCGGGCUGAUCGGGUGGUUACCGCACUGCGACACGAUGCACCAGCUGAUCCAGGAGUACCGCGAGGCGCACAACAUCGCUGUGAACCUCGAGCGCCGCCUCAUCCUCAGCUUCGCGCCGGACUACGACCACCUCACAGUCAUCGGGAAGGUGGAGGCGUUUGAGCACGCACUCGACAGCACGCCGGGGAAUGAUCUAGCUCGGGUGCUCUGGCUCAAGAGCCGCAGUGCCGAGGUGUGGCUGGACCGGCGGUGCAACUACACGCGGAGCCUGGCAGUGAUGAGCAUGGUGGGGUAUAUUCUGGGACUGGGCGAUCGCCACCCCAGCAACCUCAUGCUGGACCGAUACAGCGGCAAGAUCAUCCACAUCGACUUCGGCGACUGCUUCGAGUCAUCCAUGCACCGCGAGAAGUUCCCCGAGAAGUUUCCCUUCCGGCUGACGCGCAUGCUGGUGAAGGCCAUGGAGGUGAGCGGCAUCGAGGGCACGUUCCGGUUCACGUGCGAGGCGGUGAUGGCGGUGCUGCGGCAGCACAAGGACUCGGUGCUGGCCAUGAUGGAGGCCUUCAUGUACGACCCCCUCAUCAACUGGCGCCUUAUCAACCGCACUGGCGCCGCUGCCGCCGCUGCCACCACCACCGCUGCUGCCUCCGGGGCGGUGCAGUCGCCGCCGCCACAGCGGGGGGCGCGGGAGCGGGAGAUACUGCAGGCGCUGGGGCAGCUGGACGACGCGCAGGAGGUGCUAAAUGAGCGGGCAGUGGCGGUAAUGACGCGCAUGAGCAACAAGCUCACCGGGAGGGACUUCCUCCCGCUCUCUGCCUCCGCUGCCCCUGCUGCUGUUCCCGGUGGCGUGCCCGAGUCUCCCCGUAGCGGCAGCAGCGGCAGCAGCAUGCUAGGGGAUAGCGGGCGGAGCUUGGAGCGGACGACCUCAGCCAUGGCUGCUGCUGCCAUGGGGGCGAGUGGCGGCGGGGUGAUAGCAGAGGGGCGGGAGAGUGAGCCGGGGGUGAGUGUGAAGGAGCAGGUGCAGCGGCUGGUGGUGCAGGCCACGUCGCAUGAGAACCUCUGCCAGAGCUACAUCGGCUGGUGCCCUUUCUGGUGAUGUUUUGUUUUUUUUUUACAUUUCCUGUGCGCUCGUUUUGGAGCUGCUACUGUGGUAGCCUGCUUGUGCGUGUGUAUGAGUUUAGGCUAAUGUGGUACCAGGUAUGUAAAGAGCUAGUAUUCUCCACAGCUACGGUACCACUUGCAGUUCUCCACUUGGACAAGUUGUCUUCUGAACCGAGAGUGGAGUGGACUGAUUACACCGUGAGGUGGACACCGUGGGCUCGACUGAUUACAUUUAGGGCCUGUUGGGCUGAUAAUAGCCCUAGGAUCUUUUCAGAAGGCUACGUCCUUGUAACAGAGUGCUUGAUAGCACAGCGUAAGUCUUCAGUGUCAACUUACGAUAUAUAUUUUAUAUAUAUAGUUGUGUAGGCUUGUUAGGUGUUCUACAAUUAUGGAUCCUACUAUAGAGGGU